Molecule: messenger RNA, 1299 nt
Organism: Trypanosoma theileri
Lineage: Eukaryota; Euglenozoa; Kinetoplastea; Trypanosomatida; Trypanosomatidae
Exons: 1
Coding region: 1-1299 (432 amino acids)
Molecular function (GO): RNA binding
Source: RefSeq, a predicted model, not a curated record
AUGAGUCUUCUUGAGGAUGGGCGGCUUGCAUUGUAUCAUCGAUUUCCCAUGGGAGCAGUACUAUACGAUCCCAGUGAAUUUCCACCAUGUGAAGUGCCUCUUUCUACUGAUGCAGCAGAGCACGGUAUUACAUCUCGAAGACUAAUUCCAUAUGGACACUAUGAAGUUUAUCUUCCUGAUGAUGUAACGGGAGAGUUGCUCCCACUCACUGGGGAAAGUAUGUGCGUUUAUGUCACGAAUUUGCCACCAAACACGACUGCUGAAAUGUUGGGGCGAUAUUUUGAGGCAUUCGAUAUGGUGGCAGAAGCUGAUAUAUUUACAACUGCAUCAGGUGUCUGUAGUGGACGAGGUUGGGUGAUAUUACAGGACCCAACGAAACUCUUAUUAAUUCCUCCUCUACUAGAAUUUUUUCCACGCUACUUUAUUCGUACAGCUCUCAGUGACAAGGCUCCUAUGCGUACAACAAUACAAUCAAUUCCUGCUCCAGGGAUUCAGAUACUUGGUAGUAUUGCUAACUCUUAUACAGAUCCAUCUUUUAAUCGCAGUCGAGGUGGAAACCAUAAACGAUCGAAUGGUAUGGGUGGAUAUAACAAUUCCAGUGCUAGUGCACCCAAACCACCUGCACCAUUGACUGGAAGUGUAUUAAGUACAAGCAUUUAUUACUUUGUUGCCUUUAUACAAAAAAGUGAGAUUGAAAAAUCUGUUGAAAAUGGUGUUUUCUGGCCUAGUCCUGCGAAUCGUCGAGCCUUUUACUCUACUCUUGAUAGAGGUCCUGUCAUUAUUAUAUUUGUUUUGCAAGAGUGUUCUGCUAUCUUUGGUUACGCACGAUUACUUCCUCAGAGGGAUACAAAUAACGGAGGAUCUUCUGCUUGUCCUAUUGAAUGGAUGAAACAUCAUAUUUUUCUUCAAGAAGAAGAUAUGCGAUAUAUUCAAAGUGUUCCUAUCGCUAGAAUAGGUGAUGGAAUCCCACUAAAACCUGAAAUAGGUGACAGUAUAUGUCAGUUGGCAGACCAAUUUCCAGCUUUGACGAGUAUUCCAGAUGGAUUGGGGUAUCAUUCACCCAACGGUAGACAUGUAAUGCGUGGUCCUGCUGCUGUUGCUGCUGCUGCUGGUGGUGGUGGUGGUGCUCAACCGGUUGGUGAAAGAGAUAUAUAUUUAAGGUCCAGCGCAUUGGCAACACCACCACAACCACUUGGUGUGCGAAAUCUACCUCUGAGAGGAGGAGGAGGAAGUAGUGUUAAUUCGGGAGUGAAUAACAGAAGUAGAGUUCCGCCCCGACGACGUAUGUACCAUGAUUGA